Molecule: messenger RNA, 735 nt
Organism: Rubroshorea leprosula
Lineage: Eukaryota; Viridiplantae; Streptophyta; Magnoliopsida; Malvales; Dipterocarpaceae
Source: the annotation of a GenBank genome assembly
GCUUCUGCUCUUCUUCUUUUUUCUUCCCGCUGCAGCCACCCAAAAGAAAAAAAAGGGAAACCCAGCCAUGCGUUGGAAAACCGGUGAGAAAGCUUGGUUUUUGGCCUUCUUUUCUUGCUCUAGAACACAAAUUGAACCCAGAAAUUCUCCCCCCCUGCUGGAAAAUCCGGAUCUGCCUUGCUCUGUCCGCCGGCUGCUCUUGUUGUGGGGGCAAAUUGCUUGGGUUUUGGAAUUUUGAUAGAUUUCCCGUGAGCCGUGAGCUUUCUUCUUCCAUGCCGCCAGCCUUUCCCCAAUCUGCAGCUCCGGUUUUAGCUGGAGAAUUAUGGUAUAUAUUUGAUCAUGUGGAGAUUGAUAGAAAUAGCAUCGGGAUUAAGAGUGAUCUUAAUGAUGAUUUCAGUUUGAAUUUGUGGUGAUACGAUAAUUAAUUGUGGAUAUUUUGAUUAGGUUCUUGAUCGUUCUGUCAGUUUAGUACGUGAAUUGAGUGCUCGGUUUUGCGGAGUGAGGAAGUGAAGCUGAGGACGGGAAAACCACGGGAAGUGACGAGUUAGAAAGCUAGCCAUUUCGAGAUUGACAUAGAUUUUAGAAAUAAAUCGUGAUAUUGUAAACUCGACUUUAUUGGAGAUUUAUGAUAUUGGAGCAAAUUAUAAAUUUUGAUGGUAUUAGUUUGUGAUUUGAAUAAGUUCCGAGCCUUGUGCACUUGUGGGACCCACGCCAGAAUAAUCAUAUGUUAAUUGC